AUGCAGCCAAAAAAUCUUUACUUUCUGCCCUAUCUCCUGAUCUUUGGGACGACCCCGAGCCUUUACUUUCUGAAGUAUGUUUGUUUCUUUUUGUUAUGGGUUUUCUUUUUACGUUUGAUAUCGAUAGCGGAGAGAUGGACACGUCAUGUUGGUGCCACGGACACGGACAAAUGCAUCCGACAACCUAGCUACGUCGAAGUUAUUACAGGUAAACAAAACUCACGUAGUUUUUUUUUUUUAUUUUUUCAACGUGCGCAAUGUUUCCAGACCCAGAGCUGCCACUUCAAUGGCCCACGUAAACAGAGAAAACGCAUUUCGAAUGAAGAUCAGACCACCCAGUGUCUUUUGGUGGAAAUAGGUUGAUAGAUUGAUGGCGCGCACCGAUAACGAUAAGUCACGUAGUCGUAGAAGUUUGAGCAUAAGAUAUUUUCUACUAGCGUCUCACAAUCAUCUCGUGCGACGCUUGCGACGCACGACUCUUCGAAAGUAAUUUUCGCAGCUGCGCAGAAGAUUAGAAGACGCGGUUUUACCAGGAAGCCCCACGACGCCAGAUCGCAUUGCUGAAGAAUCUUAAUUUACUAGCAGCGCAAGAUAAAAAACGAAGUAAAAACUAAGUCUAGCACCGGCCUCACCUGCUCAGUCACUACUCUGCGUUCAGAAACGGCGCUGCACGGCGAAUCUUUCGAACGACUCGCCGUGUUGUACGAAAACUUGACGCAGGGUCGGGGAGAAAAAAAUAAAUCGCUAUGAUGUGACUGCAGAUUUUUGCUAUUUUGUAGUGGUUGGGUUGCUAAACAUGUUUUUCGUUUUUUUACAUCAAGAACGUGCUGCACGUGUCAUCUACUGCCGGGGCGACCCCCCAUACUCGCCCGGCUUUCGCUCGCUCUAUCGUGUUUCGUCCCGACCUUGACAUUGGCUCAGCCGUAGAAGUACCCCUCCAGAUUUCAGAAAAAGCAAAU
This is a messenger RNA of Amoebophrya sp. A120, 959 nucleotides long. NCBI's taxonomy places the organism in Eukaryota, Dinophyceae, Syndiniales, Amoebophryaceae. The record is from the annotation of a GenBank genome assembly.